AAUUGUUUCAUAAAUAAAAGAGAGAUAGAGAGACAGAGAAAAUAUGGAUAAAGUAGAAGGCAGGUAUGAUUUGUGAGACAAUUCCUCUGAAUUGGAUUGAAUUGCCCUGACUUUUGCAACGCAAUCUACCUUAAAUUUCAACACCAGCCACUGUGAGCCAAUUCUUUUCAAUUUUUAUUUCAAGGUUCAUUAAAACAUUCAACCUUCAAGACAGAAAAGGUGGGGAUAGACAAUGGAAGGAAACGUUGCUCUCUGUGUUUAUGAUAAUUCCUACCAUGCCAACCUAGAUCUUGACCAUUUGCAUUUUUUUUUUCUUUCAAUUUAAUGUUACAGUCGUAGAAUGGGAGAACUGAAGCUACUGGGAGUUUGGCCUAGUUCAUUCGUUUACAGGAUCAUAUGGGCGUUAGAACUGAAGGGCAUAAAGUAUGAGCAUGUACAAGGAGAAUUCCACAACCCUGAUUUCAGUGAUUUGCUACUGAAGUAUAACCCAGUUUACAAAAAGGUUCCUGUCCUUGUUGUUGAUGGAAAGCCAAUUGCAGAAUCCACUGUCAUUCUUGAAUACAUAGAGGAAAGAUGGCCACAGCCACCCAUGCUUCCACAGGACCCAUAUGAGAGGGCCGUGGCACGGUUUUGGGUGAGUUUUGCUGAAGAAAAGAGUACUUCGUUUAUGUCAUUCUUUGUGGCUGUUGGAGAAGAUUUUCAGAAGGCAACAAAGGAAGUAAGAGAAGUGCUUAAAGUAUUAGAAGAAACCAUUGGGGACAAAAAGUAUUUUGGUGGUGAAGAAAUUGGAAUUUUGGACAUAACCUUGGGAUGGAUACCCUUGUUCUUUGGAGUCAUUGAAGAUAUUGUUGGUGUAAAGGUGUUGGUAGUUGAUGAUUUUCCCCGCUUGUUUACUUGGAUUCGGAACUUCAGUGAGCACCCCUCUAUCAGAACGAACUUUCCAAGUCACCAUGAGUUGUUUGGUUAUUACAAGCAAAAGAGAGACUAUUAUUCCACCCAAUACAGCAUGAAUGCAGGCAUGAACUGAUAUGUAUCUAUACGAUAUAUUAUAUUAGUAAACUUCCUUGUGCUUGGAUUAUUGAAUUAGACUGAUAAUUUUAUUUCCACGAUCCAACUUCACAUUUCAACCUCAUUCAAUGCAUAAC
Vigna radiata var. radiata (mung bean) is the source of this 1145-nucleotide messenger RNA. RefSeq names its product probable glutathione S-transferase. Gene Ontology annotation, cellular component: cytoplasm. Gene Ontology annotation, biological process: glutathione metabolic process. The transcript is spliced from 4 exons. Lineage: Eukaryota; Viridiplantae; Streptophyta; Magnoliopsida; Fabales; Fabaceae. Gene Ontology annotation, molecular function: glutathione transferase activity. The coding region runs from base 341 to 1027 and encodes 228 amino acids. The record is from RefSeq and is a predicted model, not a curated record.